This is a messenger RNA of Paramormyrops kingsleyae, 5333 nucleotides long. RefSeq names its product leucine-rich repeat LGI family member 2-like. The record is from RefSeq and is a predicted model, not a curated record. Gene Ontology annotation, molecular function: protein binding. Lineage: Eukaryota; Metazoa; Chordata; Actinopteri; Osteoglossiformes; Mormyridae. Gene Ontology annotation, biological process: inhibitory synapse assembly.
GUGUGUGUGUGUGUGUGUGUGUGUGUGUGAUAAAUAUACCCAUAGCUAGAAAUACAUUUCAUGGGGUGUCCAGCAACCACCCCAGUAGGUCCCCCUUGGUAUAUGCCGACUGGCGGCGCGCAGGGACGGGGUCAAGCAAAUCUUGGGGGGUGAAUUCAACUCAACGGUAAUUUUUACUAGCAGGCUAUGUGCCGGAUAUGUCAUACGGAGAGCAGCUGGUUGACAUGCACCUCAGUGUCCCAGUAGAAACCUGUGCGUAUAGAGACCAGCCCUCAUAACCAAGAAUCACAAGUACUGAUAGUUAAUGCUGAUGAAAGCGAAUGGACGGUGCACCAUAUCAAAGAGUACUAUCCCUUUAAGACGCUCAGGGUCAUAUAAAUAUAACACUGUGCGUUGUUGGACGCUCUGUUCUUACGAGUUGUGUUUGGUAAUGUUAUCCUCAUCUGCAUAUACUGUAUUAAAACACAUUGUGGUAUCUAUUAAUACACCGGAAAAAAAGCAUCACAAUAGCUGUACAAAGGGUCACUCUAGGCCUUCAGCUCCCCUUCAGGAGAGUUCAAGGUCGAACACCCUCCCCUUUUAUGCCACGUCUUUGCCCUAACCUGUGACAUUUCCUGUUAAUUGGAUGAGCUUUUUCAGUAUAACUAAUAACACUUUACUUUAGUACACAAGUAAUUUAGUAUUAUACUAUUACUUAUGUAUUAAUUAAGUCUUAAAUACAUACAGAUUUCAUGUAAAUUCAUCAUUAAUUAACUGUGAUGCAUGUUUUUUCAGACGAAGUUACUAUAUUUGUUAAUUCUGUAAACCUUUUUAAACUACUGAAGGAGCAAGUCAUGAGUAACACAAGUGAAAUACUGGCCAUGUUUGUUCAUCAUUAAUGAAUCGUGACGCAUCUUUUAUCUCAAGUAGCACCUAUAUUUGUUUAUGAUUUGUUCAUGAUUUGUACUUCAGUAACUCAGUUAUUAUUACGUAUUUGUGCCCCGUCACGUAAACUGUUACCAUAUAAUGCUAAUGAUACAUCUCAACUGGUGAUAACACAAAUCCCCAUAUGUAACCUCAGUGAAUGUAAUCUGCGAGACCCUUUCAUGCCAGUCACGACACCUUCUGGCAAUAUCGUUACUGCCAAGGAUCAUGUGAACCUCAGCCCUAACUUACUGUAUAUCUUCACAUUUCAGACCAAAGUAACUCUGAGAUGAUGCUUUUCUGUACCAAGAUGACUCAACAUCCCGUCAAAGAGCAGCCGUCACUGAGAUGCUGUAUCAUGAAUCGGUUCCAGAAUAGCUCACGACCCUAUACUCCGAAAUGUCACAGAAAUGUCACAAGUUGAAGCAGUUCUUCAUAGAGAACUUUAGCCAAAAAGCUUUCAGGGACUGAUCUAUUAGCAUAGAUAGUCUUUGUUAGCUGCUACUAAUGGUAAACAGUUAGGCUUCUCAGUAAAGGGAUUAUUUUUGUCAUCUGGAAACACUGCAUUGUGCACAAGUUUGUAAAUAAAAUUAUAUUAUUUACUGAGGUAAAUCCAUUCUGUUGAACAUUUUGUAUUAGUUCAUGCAGGUUUCUUUUAAACUAAUUUUAGUUUUGAUAGAAGAUCUGACAACUAAAAAUCGGACGGAGGUAUUUAUAUUUUGUAUACAGGCCGAGUUAAAAUAUUCUUAAGUAAACGACACAUCUGGUGCAGUUGUAACACAAGCACUUUUCAGCCUCAUUACAUUAUUUCUUUAGUUGUAUCGUACACAUCAUUCAAAAUGAUUAAAACUCGUAACGACUUAAUUAACAAACUAAAACAUAUUAUUACCCAUAUUUUUUUAGAGAAAUGUUUUUUGCUUAACAGAAAUUCCCAAACGCAUGUGCAGUUAAUACACUGCAAGCGGGUUUGCACCAAUAAGUUGCACUUUAGCACGUUUCCAGUCCGCUCGUGGAGAUGCGCGCGAAUAUGCAAUGUCAUUUCUGCACCACCCAUUGCUGUCCAUCCUUCUGUUCUACUCAUUCUUCGUUCAUUAUGUAAAAAUUUCCCUCCCAGGCCGUCUACCAACCACAACUUGCAUACUGGGGUGGAUAAAUAAUUCGCAUGAAUAUAUAAAUAAAUAAAUGUGGGAAGAGGCUGCAACUGAACUGCUGAUGUCAGGACUCCAGUGCAGCACUGCACAGCGCAGGCUGGGGGCGAGCCGCUUUCUGCUCCGGCGUCUUUUUCGUUUCACGCAUUUGAACAUCUGGAAACCAAGAUGUCGGUAAUCAAACGCUGCGGUCUGCUUUGCACCAUCCUGCUCUGUCUGGCUCCUGCAGUUCAUCCCAAAAAGAUAUUCCGAUGUCCUUCUGCAUGCGCCUGCUCCAAAGAGUCUAUCGUUUGUGUCGGAUCCUCCAAUGUCCCUCGCAUCAUCCCCAACGACAUCAACUCACUGAGUAUCGUCAACGGGACCUUCCCUGAGAUCAAAGAAGCUAUGUUCUCCCACAUGCCUUCUUUGCAGUUGUUGCUUCUUAAUUCAAAUUCCUUUACUGCCAUAAAAGACGAUGCCUUUUCCGGCCUGCCGCAUCUGGAGUAUCUGUUCAUUGAAAGUAACAAGAUGGAGACCACGACCAAGCACGCCUUCCGAGGCCUGCGGGACCUCACACACCUGUCUUUAGCAAACAAUAAUCUCAAGGCUCUUCCGCGGGACCUCUUUAACGACCUGGACUCCCUGAUUGAACUCGACCUCCGGGGCAACCUGUUCGAGUGCGACUGCCGGGCCAAGUGGCUGAUGGGAUGGCUGAAGAACACCAACGCCACAGUGUCGGACGUGUUCUGCGACGGCCCCGCGGACAUGAAGGGCAAGCGGCUGAACGACCUGGCCAGCCUGCGCAGCGAGUGCAUCUCCACCGACUUUGUCCUUCAUCAGUCAGUGGGAGUGGAGUCGCUCUCCACCGACACCUUUUCAUAUAAGAACGAUGUUUACGUGGCGCUCGCUGCCCCCAACGCAGAGGGCUGCAUGAUCAUGCAGUGGGACCACAUUGAGAUGAACUUCAGGACGUACGACAACAUCACAGGCCAGUCCAUCGUUGGGUGCAAGUCUGUAUUGAUCGACAACCAGAUUUUUAUCAUUGUGGCCCAGCUUUUUGGUGGCUCCCAUAUAUACAAGUUUGACGAAGACCAGAACAAGUUCACCAAGUUCCAGGACAUCGAGGUGUCCAAAAUAUCCAAACCCAACGACAUCGAGACAUUCCAGAUAGCUGAUGAGUGGUUCUUUGCGAUUGCUGACAGCUCGAAGGCAGGCCUGUCCACGCUUUACAAGUGGAACGGCAAGGGCUUCUACUCAGUGCAGACGCUCCACGAAUGGUUUCGGGACACAGAUGCCGAGUUUGUCAACAUGGAUGGUAAGGCCUACCUCAUCCUGGCCAGCCGUUCCCAGUGUCCAAUCAUCUACCAAUGGAACAGAGGCACCCAACAAUUUGUACAGCACUUUGAAAUCCCCAACAUGGAGGAUGUGGUGGCUGUCAAGGCAUUUCAGAUGAAGGAUGAGCUUUUUCUAGCCAUGACACGCUACAUCGGUGACUCCAAGGUUCUUCAGUGGACUGCAAGGCGCUUUACAGAGGUACAAGCCCUACCUUCGCGUGGCUCCAUGAUUCUACAGCCCUUCUCCUUCAAGGAUAGGCACUACCUGGCCCUGGGUAGCGAUUACACCUUCUCACAGAUUCACCUGUGGGAUGAAAACAAGAAGGUCUUCGAAAUGUUCAAAGAGAUCUACAUCCAGGCACCUCGCUCCUUCACCCCAGUGUCCACGGACCGCCGAAACUUCAUCUUCUCCUCCAGCUUCAAGGGCAACACGCAGAUCUUUGAGCACAUCAUCAUUGACUUGAGUUUGUGAAUUCAGGUCAGUUGCUCAGGGCUCCAGGAACUAGAGGAACAGAGACUUAAUGCACCUUUGUCAGAUACAAAUCGGUUGUUUGAUGAAGUAACCCCAUAUCUAUAAUAGAACCACUAAUUGACAAAAUCCUGAGCAACUAUACACCGGCUGAUGUAAAAAAAUAACAAUAACAUUUCAUUGAAAGUGAAAAUGGGAAGAAAUCCAUUAAAUUAGACAAUAAUGGCCAGUAGAAUGAGAGGUGCCCAUUAAUUCUUAUCUGCAUAGGAUCUGCUGAUGUGCAUUAAGGGCAAUUACAGUCCCCUCAUCAUCAUUCAUAUUUAAAAAGAUUUAGCAUUUUUUACACUUUCAUCCAUUCUAUUUUGCAAUUUAAUACACUGCACACUAACGUGAUUAAUUCUAAUAUAUGGGUGACACUUAUCCAUAAGAUGAGCAGUUGACUUAGGUAACAUCAGUUUGUCAUAUCAUACACUGGAAUAUUGCGUAACACUGUUUUAAGAUUAACGUUCUCUGUGCACACGGACUGGCAGAAGUGAUCAUGGUCUGUUUUCAGUCUCUACCUAAAAAGGCACCUCUGAUUACACUGAGACCUUCUGAACGAUAGUCUCAGACUUUUGUAAACAGUCUGCGAAUCCCAUGAAAAAAGUCCGGAAAGGCGUUAACGUUUUCCAUAUGCAGCAGUGACCUUCCAAGUACGUCUCAGUCAGUUUUUGGGGAAACGGCUCACCAAAAUAACCGAAGGUAAGACAUCUCCAUGCACGACAACAUCACAAACGCCACAUGAACCAUUUUGUUUAUUGCAUCACAAAAUCACUGGCAUCUGACUCUGAUUUCAAAGAAACAAAUCGUGAGAUUUUGUAUUACAACAGAUUUAUUACUAAUCUUAAAAGUUCACAUAAUAUUUCACUUGCCAACUAAUGGUAUGAUUUAUGUACAGGUAAGUAAUUAGCACGGAUUAUAUAUUUUCUCAUUAGAGCCGUUAAAUCAGCAGGAAACUUAGCAGGUAAACCACAUAAUACCCACUUCUAUUGCCUCUUUAUAAAACGGCCAGUCAGUCCUGGAACAUUUCACCAAACUCUGGUGUAAAUAGAUCCUGGCACUGGAGGAUGACUUGUGUCUUGUAAAUAAAAUAUAGAAAAAUGGACGUAAAUAAACGAAGAGUUAUCUUUGUUACUCAGGACAGUGAUGAGUAAUUUCACCUAUAAAACACUGUAGGUGAACAUUGCAGCUGAAUGCCAUCAAGGGGUAACGUACGACAUAACUGAAUCAAGUUUUAUACGACGUUUCAGGAUUGUUGGAACUGACAACACAGCAACUAUUAUAAUUCAUAAUAAUGAUAAUAACUAUCAUGAAAUACGCUCUGUGAUCCUCACACUUUUUGUAUCACGAUUUUGUGCAUCUUGCGUUACCCUGGAAAUGUAGCUAUUCUUCGAAACUGUAUGAAAUGUAAAUGAACAAUGCUUAUGAUGCAAUAAAAACACUGAGAAUGAACAACUGAAA